Batrachochytrium dendrobatidis JAM81 is the source of this 1866-nucleotide messenger RNA. RefSeq lists its product as uncharacterized. Lineage: Eukaryota; Fungi; Chytridiomycota; Chytridiomycetes; Rhizophydiales. The record is from RefSeq and is a predicted model, not a curated record. The coding region runs from base 1 to 1866 and encodes 621 amino acids. Gene Ontology annotation, molecular function: protein binding. The transcript has 7 exons.
AUGACAGAAACUCUAGAUUUUCAAAAUUUGAAGCUCAACUCAAUUAUUGGAUUUGGAGGUACCGUGCCAGGCGGCUUGAUUAAGCAUCCAGAUGGAGUCCAUACGAUCUACUCGCUUGGCUCUACUGUAGUCAUCAACGAUUCGAGAAAAAAAAGUAUGCAAGAAUUCUUACAGGGGCAUACAAAUGUUGUGAGUUGUAUUGCCGUGUCCAAAGACGGCAAAUAUAUUGCGUCUGGGCAGGUUACUCAUAAAGGAUUUCAGGCAGACAUCAUCAUUUGGAGCUUUCAUGAUCGAACUCUUCUUCAUCGUCUUACCCUGCAUAAAGUCAAAGUGCAAGCCUUGGCAUUUUCUCCUUCAGGUGCAUAUCUGGCUUCAUUAGGAGGAGAAGACGACAACGCGGUGAUUGUUUGGGAUUUAUCUACAUACGCUGCAAUAUGUGGGUCUCCAGCCUCAACUGACUCUUCAGGCAUUACUCUUGCUCUUGCAUACCUUCAGAAUGACGAUUUUUCAUUUGUCACGGGCGGGGUUGGCACACUGCGUGUUUGGGAGCUCAACGUUUCUCAAAGAAAAAUUCGUGCUACAAACUGUCAAACGGGCCAAAUCAAAAGAGUCGUCAAAUGUAUUGACAUUGAUCAAAAUGACGAGUUUAUGUACUGUGGAACAACGACGGGUGACCUUAUGCAAGUGAAUCUGCGUACAAAACUGUUUAAGCAUUCUGGACCACCAAAAGAAAAGGAACUGUUUUCUAUGGGAAUUCUUUCAGCUGCACUAACACCUAAAGGCGACGAGGUGAUUGUUGGUUGCGGGGAUGGAGUGAUAGCCAAGCUUUCGCUACCCAAAUUGAGUAUUGUCAAAAAAACCAAAAUCAAUGGCAGCGUCACUUCGAUUACCUUUGAUGACGAAAAACAGUUUUUUGCUGGCACGGCUUACUCGAACAUAUACACAGUGAUGCUGGAUGAGUUUUCUCCUACAUUAAAGUCGACAUGCCACUACGCAUCCAUCAACGACAUUUGUUUUCCAACUGAGUCCUCGGAUGUAUUUGCCACGGCGUCUGAUACAGAUAUUCGUAUUUGGAAUGCACACACAUCUACCGAGCUGCUACGGAUUGCCGUUGCCAAUCUUGAAUGCAAAUGCAUUACAUUUAAAAAAGAUGGAUCUUCUUUGAUUUCUGGAUGGAACGAUGGCAAAAUUCGUGCAUUCGGUCCACAAAGCGGUCGUCUUCAAUACGAAAUCAAUGAUGCGCAUAAACGCUGUGUAACUGCUCUAGCCGUUACUGAACCGUUCAAUUCCGCAGGAGAUUUUCGUGUUGUUUCUGGUGAUGGGCAAGUACGUGUGUGGAGAAUCACAAAGCAGGUUCAACAUCUUGAGGAUGCCAUGAAGGAACACAAGGGUACCGUUACAUGUAUAAAAAUUCGUAAAAACAGUCUCGAAUGCGUGUCUUCCUCCAGCGACGGAUCCUGCAUUUUAUGGGAUCUGACCAGAUACGUUCGAAAUCAAGUCUUAUUUGCACCUUCAUUUUUUAAAGCUGUCUGUUACUAUCCAGACGAAAGUCAACUCCUUACAAGUGGCACUGAUAGAAAGGUUGCUUACUGGGAAGCAUUUGACGGCUCCUUGAUUCGAGAGCUUGAAGUCUCACAAAGCGACACGAUCAACGGAUUGGAUAUCACUUGUGAUGGAAAGUUGUUUGUUAUCGGUGGGAGUGAUAAAUUGGUCAAGGUGUAUCGGUACGAAGAGGGAGAUGUGGCAUUUGUUGGUGUAGGUCAUUCAACGGAUAUUACCAAGGUCAAAAUUUCUCCCAAUGGAUCUUAUGUGGUUUCUGUGAGUGCUGAGGGAGCCGUAUUCUGUUGGGCACUCCCCAAAUGCUAG